Desarmillaria tabescens is the source of this 2050-nucleotide messenger RNA. Its product is annotated as platelet-activating factor acetylhydrolase, isoform II-domain-containing protein. Lineage: Eukaryota; Fungi; Basidiomycota; Agaricomycetes; Agaricales; Physalacriaceae. The record is from RefSeq and is a predicted model, not a curated record. The transcript has 7 exons. Gene Ontology annotation, molecular function: 1-alkyl-2-acetylglycerophosphocholine esterase activity. The coding region runs from base 386 to 1804 and encodes 472 amino acids.
AAGCGGCGACUGGCAAGUAGUCCCUGGGGUUCCCCCCGUAAUGGGAUAUCGGCUGCUACCACGCCGCCGAUGGAAAAUACUAUCGGGUCAUCCUCGAGCUUGUAUGAUCGGCGACAACAGCAGGAAGAGGAGGAUUUGAGACUUGCUAUCCAACUUAGCCUUGAGGAGGUGAGCAGGAGCACCUAGGCAACAAUGUUCACAAUACUUUAUAAAUUUAUGUGUUUGGUUUUUGUUUUAAAUAGAGUAUGCAAAUGCGAUAAGAUGGGGUUACAUUACCGCAGACUUUUAUUCCAAGAGCGGGAGGAUGGGGUGGAACAAGUUGUAUAAUUCUGUCAUGCUUCGUUGAUUUUUUGGGCGUGGAAAUUCUCGAUCGUCUUGACAUCAUAUGCAUGCCACCGAUAUCAUUUACUUAUAUAACCGGCACUUUCGGCAAUCAUACAUGCCUUUCUUUCUUCCUGACUGCCAUGGUCUCUACGCUGUCGGCGCCACGACCUUUGUAACUCCCGUGAGGCCAUCCCGUAUAUACGGCACUGCAAAAUUGCCCAAUGGGCAGCCGGCUCUUUGCCUAGACGAAGUCGCGUUUACAGCGUACUAUCCCUCCAACAGGGAUGACAAAUCUUGGAAGUCCAGACGUGGAAUUGACUGGUUAAACAGACCUUUGAACGAGACCUGGCGUGGUUUUGUCAGUUUUGCACAGAGCUUCCCGGCAUGGCUUCUGUGGCCUUUUGUGUUCUUGUACGGAGCGUUUAUAAAGGUGCCUGUAUAUCACAAUGCGCCGCUCCUUCGAACGAAGCAGUGGCCCUUGGUCAUCUUUUCUCAUGGACUCGGAGGCAGCCGUACCGCGUAUAGCCAGAUAUGUUCGAGGAUAGCAGCUUCUGGCCGUGUCGUCUUAGCCGUUGAACACCGAGAUGGCACCGCUCCUGCUUGUAUCACUAGAGAAUGGAGUACAGACGGUACCCGUACACUAAGAGUAGUAAGAUAUUUGCAAGAGAAGGAUGUUCGAUGGGAACAGGAACCCUCGUCCGAUUCUCUAUACCCUCUCAGGAGGGAUCAGUUGAUGCUUCGAAAGCAUGAAGUAUACCUUGCACAUUCCGUCUUCUCUUCACUUAUACGAAAAGAUGAGAAUUUGCUGCUGGAAACUAUCGAUGGCACUGCUAUAGACUGGGACAGUUGGUGGGCCCGCGAAGACGAGGCGGAAACGGUACAGUGUAUGGAAAACAUCACUUUGGCCGGCCAUUCAUUCGGAGGCUGCACUAUAUUCCAUAUUCUAUCCACGGAACAUCCUGAAUGGGCUGCUCCAAUACCAGUUACCAAUACGCUGAUAUUCGACCCAUGGCUAGAUCCUCUGCCUUUCCCAUCUCCUGGACGUCCCAGUGAAGAUCCUAAAGUCAUAUGUUUCGAAGAUGCAAUGAAGCGUAAAAUCUCGCUCCCUAGACUUUUAGUCAUCAAUUCAGAGAAAUUCACUCUUUGGAAGGAACACUUCGAACGUCUGGAGAACAUCGUGAGGUCUUGGGGCGCUGAUGGAAGUUUGUUGACGUUAGUACGCGCCCGACAUGAAUCAUUUUCUGACUUUCCUCUCUUGCCCUUGGUUCGGGAUAAGAGCAAUCUGGGAUUCAUGAAUACCAUAGAACGACUCUCUAAUGCGUUUUUGGACAAUCAAUUGAACGAAACCCUGAACACUGAACUAACGACAAAAAUGGGAAUUGAGAUCGUUGGGAAGCGGAAAGAUGGCCGGCCGAAGAGACAGAUAAAGGGAGGUCUCGGUAACAUUGUCGUACAUCAAGUGUGUCAUUUUGCGAACUGAAUACUGAUAAUUUUCCCCCAAGAUUUACUUUUCAAACGAACCUCACCAUCCAAAAGUCAUCUGGUUGGAUUUACUCUUUCUAGCCUGUGAGACUCCGACCACACCAAACCUCCAAGCAACCUCUAUAACAGCAGCACCGUUCAUUUCGGAUACCCUAGCGGAUACACUUGCAUCAAUGAGCACCAACAGCAACACCCGACUUUGGAAACACUGCCUCGUGUCUACCCCAACAACUUCCUGAUGUAG